AUCUGUCAACUUGCAGGGGAUUGGAAUUGGAUCCCAAGGAGCAGACGGUUGCAGAGUUGCAGCCUGCAGGGGAAGGGAAGAGAACUGGAGAAGGAGAUCCAUGGGGCCUGGGAUUGGGGCCUUGCUGGUGCUUGUUGCAGCAUGUCUAGCAUCUGCUGCGCCCUGCACUUCGGCUUCUUCCCGCAAGUUCGAUUUGAAUACCGUGCAAUCAUAUUUAGUGAACUCCUCAGGUGGCUCCUUUUUUGCAAGCUCGCAGUUUGCUUUUGACCCUUCAAAGUCGAAACGGCUCUCAUGGCAUCCAAGGGUCUUCUUGUAUAAAGGUUUUCUUUCUGACAUGGAGUGCGACCACUUGAUAUCUAUGGCACAUGGUAAGAAGGAAUCAUCUUCAGUUGUUGCCACUGGUGCUACAAGUAGUUCCCAAAACAACACUGAUGAAAGCAUCAAAAUGUACAUGGCUGAUAGCAAAGACACAAUUGUUUCAAAGAUUGAAGAUAGGAUAUCAAUAUGGAGCUUUCUUCCAAAAGAUUUUGGAGAGAGUAUGCAGAUUCUGAAGUAUGAGGUGAACAAAAGUGGCUAUAACAACUAUGGAUCUCAAUCAAGCAGUGGCAAUGAUAGACUUGUGACAGUUUUGAUAUAUCUUUCUGAUGUCAAGCGAGGCGGGGAAACUGUCUUCCCCAGAUCUGAGGUGCAGGGCACCCAAGUUGAGCAAGGGGCAGCAUCUGAGUGUGUUGGUUAUGCGGUACAACCUGUCAAGGGAAAUGCUAUUCUGCUGUUCAAUUUGAAGCCUGAUGGAGUAAUAGACAAGGAUAGCCAAUACGAAGUGUGUUCUGUCCUUGAAGGUGAGGAAUGGCUGGCCGUAAAACAUAUCCAUUUGAGAAAGACUGAUACUCCAAAAUCUUUAUUUGCGUCCGAGGAUGAGUGCACAGAUGAAGAUGCUAGAUGUGUCGGUUGGGCUGCUGGUGGGGAAUGUGACAGGAAUCCGUUAUUUAUGAUAGGAAGUCCAGACUACUAUGGCACUUGUCGGAAGAGCUGCCGUGUGUGCUGAGUUUUUUAACAUUUUCCUUAGAAAUAUGAAUGUUGUAGCAGAGAAUGGCUCAAGAAAAGUGUAGAUGGUGCCAGAUUAUUUUACUCUUGUCAGGAAAUAUAGUUUGGAGCUCCCUCUUUUUGUUUGGGACUUAAUCUGGAUGUCUAGUUGAGUUCUUGGAUAGUUUUGGGUUUUGUUGGAUUGAGAUUCUUCCCAAAACAUAUAUUAAAAAUAAUGUGUCGCUAAAUUUGUUCUAUCAGACAUUGUUGAACCUA
Setaria italica (foxtail millet) is the source of this 1299-nucleotide messenger RNA. Its product is annotated as probable prolyl 4-hydroxylase 7. Gene Ontology annotation, biological process: peptidyl-proline hydroxylation to 4-hydroxy-L-proline. Gene Ontology annotation, molecular function: procollagen-proline 4-dioxygenase activity; iron ion binding; L-ascorbic acid binding. Gene Ontology annotation, cellular component: endoplasmic reticulum. The transcript has 7 exons. The coding region runs from base 101 to 1045 and encodes 314 amino acids. Lineage: Eukaryota; Viridiplantae; Streptophyta; Magnoliopsida; Poales; Poaceae. The record is from RefSeq and is a predicted model, not a curated record.